AAACAAACAAAGCGCAAACUUCAAACGCAGCGCUUUUAUUUUUAAUGUCAAAUUUAAUUCAUGCACAAUCUGCAUUCAUUACAACUAGUGCAUCUAGUACGUAACCAAUCAUGGAACUAAAACAGCCAACUGGUAGCAACAAGUCUGAUGAACAGAAAUUAACUCCUGCCCUUAAGACUGACCAGGAAUACAUGGAUGAAUUCUUUUCAGGAAUUUCUGUGGAAAGACCCGUAACUCCAGGACAAGAUUCCGACCCUGUUGAGGCUUCCACUGCUCAAAGACAGGUUGUCCUAUCUAAGGAGACCGCUGAUGUUAAUCAGGGUAAAACAGAAACUCAAAUACAAAUUGAUGUGGACAGUAGAACAAAUGAUGAGGGGAGCUUGAAGCAGAAUGAUUCUGUAGUGAAGGAGCAAAGUGAUGACAUGACAGCAGAAACAGCAAAUAAUGAGACAAUUAUUGUAGAAGAGACUGGUUUACCUGCUCACCCCUCUGUAGGAUUCAGUGUUCCAGAUAUUAUUCAUGAUCCUUUAUCUUCUGGACAGCAGACUGGUGAGGAGCCCAUGAGAGGAACUGAUAAUGAAGGAGUAGCAAGUGAUGAGGCUCCUUGGGGAGGAGCAGGAGACCAAAAUGGCAAUGAGCCUUUCAGAGGAGCUGGUGGUGCAGGAAUAGAAAGUGAUGAGGAUCCAAAAAAAGGAGGUGGUGAGGCAGUAUUGCAGAGUGACAAGGAGGCUAAGGGAGGAGCUGGUGGUGUACGAAUAGAGAUUGAUAAGGAUGUUUUGAGAGGAGCUGGUGAUACAGGUGUACAGAGUGAUGAGGAGCCGAUUAAAGGAGCUGGCAGUGCAGGAGAACAGAGUGAUGAAGAGGCUAUGAGAGGAGCCGAUGAUCAAGAACAUCACAGUGAUGAGGAGCUCAUGAGAGGAGCCAGGGAUGCUGAGCUUGCAGAGCAAGAUAACGAUGGUAAACUCGGUGAAGUCCUUGACGAGGAACACCACGCUGCAGCCAUCAAUAUUGUCCAAGAGCUUCUAAACCAAGCUCUAGAAAACAGUGGAGGCUCUGGUUAUGGAAGCAACUCUGAUUUUUUUGCUAGAAGUGAACAUGUAGAGACACCGGUGAUGAAUACUAAUAGAGCUACUUUUGACUCUGAAAGCAUUCCUGACAGAGUUGGGCAGGUGUUAGAUGCUGAUCUUGAUGGUGCUAUUCACAAAGAAAUUCCUCAAGGUGAAAUUAUGAUUGGUAGUCCUGAAGAUGGUCUUGUCGGCCAACAUGUGAGUGAGUCUCACAGUGUUGAGAAUGAUGUGCAGAUAGAGUACAUGGAAACUAAGGAAGAAAAUAUUGACAGUGAAGAUUUUGUCACCAGGCAACCGGUUGAUGGCUGGCGUGGAUCUGCAUCAGAUCUGGCACAAGAUGAGAUGAUAGAGCAUGUGGAAAUAAUUGAAGAAGAGUUACUUGAUGGUGGCAGACAGUUGACUAAAUCCACACAUGAUGAUAUCUAUGAUGAAGGUAACAAACUUACUCCAGGAUUAGAAAAUAGUCAGAGCCUUGACUUGGAAGAUCAUGUAAAGAAUUAUUCAAAGCUUCCUUCACCAGAUUUGCCAAGCAGAAGUGAUGAUGAUGAUGACGAUGGUUACGAAAAACCAAUAUGUUAUGGAGUGAAAGAAAGUUCAGCAGGGCUUCAGAGAUUUGUAGAGUUUGGUCAUUCUGAAGUAACUACAUCUAAAGGUGUGUCAAGCCAGAAUCUGGAUCAGCAGUAUUCAGAUCCUACUGUGCUGGAUGACCACAAACCUCUUGGCCAUGUUACAGAAAAUUUAACUGAUAGUGACUGGUCAGAAAAUGAAAGAAAGCAAUAUUCUCAUGAUCCAAGAGUACAAAAAACAGGAAAACAGGAGGAAGAAUUUGAACCGAGGUUAGCCAGACAAAUUCCUAGUCCAUCUCCUGUUUCUCCAAGCUCAGAGUAUGUAUUAAAACCUCCAAGCAUACCUACUAGCAGAAGUAGGACAGACUUCUAUGAAACUGAUUAUAUCCCGAGUGAUAAGACAAAAGAUAUUGGUAGGAAUUAUGAUACCUCAGAGGGUAACUUGAGCUUGGGAGGAUCAUACUUGACACAUGGGCAUGACAGAGAUGAACUGUAUACAAGGUCAAGGCCACUGCUGACCAGUGUCCAUCAGAGUGCGAGCUGGAGUCCAGGUGUUGCUGUGUCUCCACCUAGCUCUGGCCCAGUUCCAGGGUUCAAGUCUCUCCAGGAUCAGCAGUUAUCGUGGCUGCAGAUGUUCAAGAUACUGGAGAAGCAGCACCGCCGGGAGUUGCAGUCACAGUACGUUGAACAUCAGCGACUCAUCGAAGGUAUCCAGGUGCAGAUGGAACGCGACCUGCAGAAGCAGCAGGAGUCGCUCCACCAGCGUCUGGAGGUUCACCGCGAGAUGCUCAACGAAUCCUCCACCUCCAGCCUCUACAACACUGGCGAUAGAUACUGUGGGUAUAGAUUAACAGCUGAGGAUGCAAACAUAUCAUCCAUCCAUCCUGGUGAGGAAUCUAUAGUUAUCUCCUCCUCGUCUAUGCCUGUCCGGCGUGCCCUGGACCGGGAUUUCGACUCGAGAACCCCAUCACCAAACCGAGGCUUCUCAUCCCUGGACAGCGGACUCCGUGUCUCAUCGAAGCAGUCUCCGAGGAGGUCACCCAGGAGGUCACCGAGGAAGUCACCCGUCUCUGAAGUGCGGCUCGAUUUGACUGGAGAGAAGAUGCUAAGAGGUGGAGUCUACAGCACACCCAUGCCCAUUUCACGAGGAAAGAGUGCGUCAAGGUCGUAUACCUUGAAGUCUGAAAACAGAAGUCACAGACGAAGUCCGCGUGCUUCAUCUCCUGAAGUUGACGAGCUGUUACACAGAGACCUCACAGACACCAGGGUUGAGAGUCGGACAGACACACUGGGCAGUCAUCGGAGUUUGGAUUAUGACAGUUCUUACCUUUCGCCAAGCUCCAAGUUACGAGAGAAGCACAUCAAGGCGAUGGCUGACCUGCGGUCGUAUUACGAGUGCGAGAUCCAGGACCUGCGAGAUGCUCUGACCGUCGCGAGUCCUGUGAGAGAGACAGCGAGGGAGAGGAUCCUACAGGACGAGAACCAGGAGAUCAAACGGCGGUGUGACGACCUCGUCGAAGAAAUACACGCCACUAGGAUUCGGAAUCGUGAACUAGAGCAGAAAAUCCAAGGCCUUGAAAUUCGUGCAAAUGACUAUGCUGAUCGCUAUGACGACUCUCAGAGAACUGUUCUGUCUUUGAAAAAUCGUUUAGAAGAGCUGCACUCCUAUGCAAAAGAUCGCGACCAGACCAUUGAGGAAAUGGAGAUCAAAAUGAAGGAACAGGCGCAAUCACUGAAAGAAGCAUACAAUAAGAUAGACCAGCUUACUGAGAGUAGUAGAAGAGAAAAUACUACAUUACAGAAGGUGUUAGAAAAAUAUGAAGGACUAGAAAAAGAAUACAACAUAGUAAAAGAGUCUGCUAGAUGUAAGGAGGAAAAGUUAUAUGAAGCAAAAACUGAGGUGGUUGAUCUCAAUAAGGUUCUGUCUAAGCUUGAACUGCAGAUAAAACAGUUGAACAGAGAGAAUGACAACCUCCGACACAAGGCAGCAGUUGCAAUGAAUAUGACAUCCAUAACGACAAGUUACGAAGAUUCAUAUGGGUUUGCAACAGAUCAUCGGAGAAGUUUCCUCGGUGAUAACCAUGACAUCAAUCGUUCUGCUGUGACACCCUCUACUGAAAGAACCCCAGGAAGGCUUAAUGGUAAUGUUUCGAAACCUGUUGAAGAUAUUUUAUCUGAUGGUGACAGCAACAAGAGUACUACCUCACCACUAAUUAAAGCAGAGAGGGAACUUCUUAAACUCCAAAACAAACAACGGGAUCUGCAGUCGAAAUAUUCACCAUCGUCUCAGAAGAAGUUUUAUGGCAGUGAGAUGUCUUAUUCCGGAAAACGUGCCACGGAAUAUGAAUACAGCAAGAAGAUUGUCCAGUCACCAAAAUAUUCAGUAAAACAGUCUUCCUUCGUUUCGACUUCUCCGAAACAAAGAAGUCGGGGUACCGGUACGCCGAAACAGGAUCAUCGCGAGAGUAGGAAUCGAUCCGAGAACAGUAGGUUGCCAAGGACACCACCACGGAUACAGAUACAGCCCAAGAAGUAUUCUUCGCCGACGCGUUUUGAUGUGGAGGUCGAUAAUCGACCGAAGCACGACAGACUGAAAGGGUUACUGUCGGUUCCGGAUGGUGAUGGCUACCCAUCACAGACUUCGAAUUCCAAUUCCAAGUCUCGAAGUCCAAAUAAGUCUCCAGGUUCGAUGAAGACUGUUGCCGACACCCUUGAGAGGGUUCGAGCUGGAGACAUUGUGUCGAGACCUCAGUGGGAAGACAUCCAUACGUCCAUGGCUAAACCGAGACCCUCGGCAGAACUUCCAUUUUCUAGCAUGACUAGAGACCAGAGAUUGGAAGAACGAAUACAAACUAUAACAAAAUUGGAGAAAAAAUACGAAGAAUUGCAUGUUGAAAAGCGAACGCUGGAGUCUCAGCUGACACGAAUCCCAUCUCAUGGACAUCUUAAGCAAAAGGAAGAUCUUGAAGAUCAGUAUGACAAGGUGGAAAGAGAACUGGGAUCAGUGAGAAUGUCACUCAAACGCUUCCAAGUGAUCAAGUCAACAAUAUAGAAACUUCUUGCCUUUAUCAUACACGAGUUAGAAAUACUCACAGUACGACUAGAAACGUAGUCUCAGUAUUUGGUAGUUGUCAUGACGACAAUAAUAAUCACGUACUACAUAUUAUAAUCCAAAUAUACUGGAGGUGUCCCGGAUAGUAUUUCAGUUGUACAAGUUAGCUUUAAGUUAUAAUAUUAUAUAUUUAUAAAGCCAAGUUGCUAUGACAACAAUACAGUGAAACAAGUGAGCAAUAAUUUUAAUAACGGUUAAAAAAAAUAAUAAUAAAAAUGCCAGUUUAAUGCCAGUUUCAUUGAGUUGUCAUAAUAAAAUAAAAAUUUAGAUCUAUAUUCAUGUUGCUAAAAGUAAUCCAAGUAUUAUCAAGUAUUUCUAUACAAGCUCGCUAUUAUAAUAAUAAUAAUAAUGUAAUUAUUUCCAGUGUCAUUUAGUGGAAAAGGGACUGGGCAGACAUUCCAAUAUUAGCUAGACUUGACAAUGUCAAAAACAUGCAUAUUGUCUACAGCUCUGGAACAUAACGAUUCUCAACAGUAAGAGCAUACCUUUAACUGCACAUUGAUGGUUUUUAUUCUUAACCUAUGUAGCUAUGCAGUAUUAAACAUUUAAACUUGCCCCAUAUAGAGAUCUAUAUAUCCAUUAGGCUUCAGAGUUUGCAAAAACCAUUAAAUUUUAUUGGUUAUGCAGAGUCCAAUUAUCCAUAUGGUGUCCAAAUUUAAUGUGUGAACAGAAAAUGUGUUAUGCAAAAUUAGACGAAACUAUGCACGAUCCGUAGGAUUAGCUCAUAUGGCAGCAGAGGGAUCCCUCACUCGUAUUCAACUCUUAUCCAGGUAACCUGCAUUCUCAAGGCAGUACCGGUAUAUGAUGUAUCUGUCGGUCUUUAUCUUUCUUUCUUUUUUCUUUGUGCAUAGAUUUUUGGAUUAUACUAACUCAUUAUUAAACUUCCACUAUGACUACGCUACUGCACGUUAAAAUAAUAUCACAGAGUUAUCCAUUUCAAAUUUGUGUUUCUCCAUCACAAUCGAUAGUCCAUCCACAUUCCAAUUGUUAAAUGCUUUUUGUAUGUUAUAACAGUGACACUGUUUUUGAUUCUAUAUCUUUUUACGUAUUGUUAAGUAUCAAUUCCUUUUAAUAUGUACUUUGUAUCAUAUAUAUAUAUAAAUAUACAUGUAUAUGCAUAUUAUGUAUAUUUUUUAAUUAGUAAUUUUUACACAACUAUACAUGGCAUUCUUAUUUUUCUAUCCAUACGGAUAUACAGCUUUGUUAGUCACACAAUCCGUCCAAGCCCGGGGUCUAUGCAAGCUUAUAAAACAUUCAAAACUCUAAUGAUGUCACACAUAUACAAUUUGUAUGGUGUUGCCAUGAUGUUACAGGUGCAGAUCUAUUAGUCUUAAGUCUAGACUCGAAAAGUUUUACAAGCAUCAGGCCAGGUUUAAGAAAUAUGCAUUCAGUAUAAUAAGAAAAUGCUAUUUGGAAGUUGUAGAAUUUAAUGUAGUUUGAUGCGUAAUGAAUAUUUAUCACUGUUCUCUUCUUUAUUAUUUCUGUCUUGACUGCUCCAUUGUAUUGACUAAGAAAAGAAAAUAACCACAACGACUAUAUUUCCAUUUUGACUUCUUCUUUUUUUUGAUUGGGGAUGUGUGGCUGUGGGCACCAAUACAUUACAUUGAUUGCUUUGGCAUUGAUAAUGCCGCUUGUAUUAUUUACAAUCUCAUCAUAUUCUAAAUAUUUUCAAAUAGUUGGUAUGACUAAAAACAAUUAAAAUUAUUCUUUUGAGAGUGAAUUGUACAAAUUUAAAAAAAAAAAUCAGACUCAUCCUGCCCAUAGCCACAUUAGUUAAAUUGGUUAUACAAAGUGGCUGUAACUUUUUGUACACUUAUUUGGCUAAUACAGUUUUGUUUAAAUUAGCCAUUUUAAAACUAUUUUCUAAUAAUUCUUUCCACUGUAACAGUGUAAGCCUUAAAAUUAGCAAAACAUUUUAUUUAUUUUUCAAAUUAUUGCUUAGAAGAUAAUAGUGAGUUAAUGUGGAUGUUGAUAAAAACUAGAAAGUUAGUUUUCUUAGUAACCUGGAAAUCUUAUGGAUCUAUAGUGUCACAAUCAUGUUUCAAAGGUUACAUUAUACACGUAUCACAGUUAUGUUAAAUCACUUUAUUGUGUGUGAACAUGAUUGUUAUAGCACCAUUUGAUGUCAACAGUAUGGACAAUGAAACAGGGUAUAAAUAACUUUAUCAAUGUGAGAGGUAUCUCAUAUUGUGGCUCCUUGAUAAAGAGAGAUUAUAGAGCUGUAGUAUAUAUAAUAUUAUAUUAUAUUGUAUACAUACACCAGAAAAUGAAGAUGUGUAAUAUAUGCUGUAUUGUUCAUGUGGUGAACUAGUUUUUAAUUUAUUGUUUAGUUAUUUUAAUACUGAUAUUGUGAUGUAAAGCGUACCAAUAACAUUAUUAGUACAUGAACUGUAUUGUGCUUGGAUACAGUAUUUAAAAAUAAUUCUUUCUUUUUAAUUCAAAUAAUGUUUGUUUCCGGUAUAUUUAUUUGAAUUUAGGGCAGUUUAUAGCCUGUAUGGUUCUGACAAAACUGUGAUUUUCUAAUAAAACAGGCCUCUGAUAAUUGAAACUAGGCGUACCCCAUUUAUGGGCUUCACAAAGUAAAUUCAGGCAAUCCAUUUUAAACCGGCCUCGGUGGCGCAGUGGUUAAUCCAUCGGACUACAGGCUGGUAGGUACAGGGUUCGCAGCCCGGUACCGGCUCCAACCCAGAGCGAGUUCUUAAGGGCUCAAUGGGUAGGUGUA
Messenger RNA from Gigantopelta aegis, 7467 nucleotides. RefSeq lists its product as uncharacterized. NCBI's taxonomy places the organism in Eukaryota, Metazoa, Mollusca, Gastropoda, Neomphalida, Peltospiridae. Gene Ontology annotation, cellular component: centriole. Bases 111 to 4685 code for a protein of 1524 amino acids. The transcript has 18 exons. The record is from RefSeq and is a predicted model, not a curated record.